This is a messenger RNA of Dracunculus medinensis (Guinea worm), 960 nucleotides long. The record is from the annotation of a GenBank genome assembly. NCBI's taxonomy places the organism in Eukaryota, Metazoa, Nematoda, Chromadorea, Rhabditida, Dracunculidae.
AUGGAACCGGAUUUUCAUAACAACAUGGCUAGUCUUUCUGAUGAUAUGCACCUGGAUUGGCUUAAAAUUCUCGCAUCAGAAAACAUAAAGAGAAUCGAUGAAGCUGUCCAUACUGAUCGUAUUUUUAACACAACUAAUGUUAUUGAAUAUAUAUUUACGAUAUGCGUUCGACUUCGUCUUCCUCAAGAAGUCAAAUAUUCGGCAGCAUUAAUUUUUGAUAAAUUUAUGUUAGAGCAUACACAACAGCUGUAUGAAUUUAUAUAUGAGUCUGAGCGAAGUGUUUCUGAAAAACAUCGAGAAUGGAAUCGAGUUGAAGCGACAUUAUCACGUCAACUUACGCUUCGAAUUUUAUCAGCAAUUCAGAUUGCUUCGAAAUUGCAUAGCUAUCACGAUAGUUUAUCGCGCAAAACUGUUAAACUGUGCUUACAAACACUUGGUUUUGCUUAUACAGAAGAAUCUGUGAUGCGCUCUGAAAUUCGAGUAUUAACUACGAUCAACUGGCAGAUCUCAUAUCAUUGUACCCCCUUGAUUUAUGUAGAAUCAUUGUUGAAAUUAUUAGAAGUUCAUUGGACAACUAAGUUUGAUGUACAGGCAUAUUGGCAGUAUGCACUUUUAAUUAUGGAUUGCGUAUUUCUAUAUUGGGAUGAGAUUUACAAGCGAAUGUUAAUAAAUGUGUUGGGUGAAGUUGGUCAAAAUGUCCAGAGAGAGAGGUUAUGCCGCGUUCAAGCGGACUGGUUAUUACUGGGCAAUGGUAUAAUUGCAACAGCUGCAAAUUGUGUUGAUGGUAUGGAAGCCGCUGAAAAAGUAAUUGUUGAGUUGCAAGCGAUUUCUGGCACGCCUCUUGCUGAUAUUACAGAUGUUUGUGUUGCUAUCACUGAAAGCAUUACUGAGAAACAAAAAAGUCUGAAUAUACAUGACUCCGAUAAUGAUGAGAUUCAUACUGCUUGGCUGAACUCUUAA